Molecule: messenger RNA, 1749 nt
Organism: Python bivittatus (Burmese python)
Lineage: Eukaryota; Metazoa; Chordata; Lepidosauria; Squamata; Pythonidae
Product: transmembrane protein 178B
Cellular component (GO): membrane
Source: RefSeq, a predicted model, not a curated record
GGCUUCGAACCCGAGAGCGAGGAACUCAUCCGGAAAGGAGUUAUUCAACGUUGCACAGCUGUGAAAUAUCACUACACUUCAUCUUCCCUGCCACGCAACUUGCCUAUUAAUGUGACCAACACCAUCCGCCAGGAUGAAUGGCAUGCCCUCCACCUGCGGAGAAUGACAGCUGGCUUCAUCGGCAUGGCAGUGUCCAUAAUCCUCUUUGGAUGGAUCAUUGGCAUGCUGGGCUGCUGUAAACAGCAUGAGCUCAUGCAAUAUGUAGCUGGGCUGCUCUUCCUUAUGGGAGGGACUUGCUGCAUCAUUUCCCUUUGCACGUGCGUGGCUGGGAUCAAUUUUGAGCUUUCUCGUUACCCUCGGUAUGUUUACGGAUUACCAGAGGACAUCAGCCAUGGCUACGGCUGGUCCAUGUUCUGCGCUUGGGGUGGCCUGGGACUGACGCUGCUGGCAGGGUUCUUAUGCACCCUUGCUCCCUCUCUCAACACCCCUCGGACUGUUGUACAGAAACCCAGACAGGAAAAUGGAGCUGUGUGAUGUGAAGAAUACCAGCGACUCCUAUUAGCCCACCGCCUGUUACCAGAAUGCAGCGUGGACAUUUGAGAUCUGCAAACCAGGUUGGAACUAAGGGGUUCUAUUGCUCUGGCAAAGUCAUGGAGGAAUGCCACCCUGUGAUUCUUCUGUCUGCCUGUUUCUGAUUCAAAUCAACCAUCGGGUUAAUUCUUAUUCCUAUUUUUUUCUACAAGACAGUUUUCUGUUAAAUAGGCUUGUGGUGCUAUAAGACCCGUUGAUCGUUUAAAUGGCAUCAGAUUUUUCUUAGGAACAGAAGCCAGUGUGAAUUCUGUUUGAUGCCAAGGAGUUUUAUUUCCAAGAACUGGAAGGUCAAGUAGACGUGAAGGCCAAGGAGAAAUCCGCCCAGUCUCAGUAUUGAUUCUCUUUUGCAGCAGAGACCCAAUGCUGGAAUUGGUCUACUACCCUGAUGCAAUCCUUGGUCUGGAGGAAGGUUUUAAACAUUCAGAUAGAGAGGGAAAUAUUCUCAAUCCAGGCUGUUCAGUAUCUGUAUCUUGUUAGAUCUGGAAGUCAAAUAUGCACUUUACCUUGGGGCAGUGCAUAUUAGACUUCAGAUACUUGAAGAAUAUUUCCAGAAGGGGGCAGGUUGCAAUGAUGUAGUUGCCCAAACUGUAAAAGUGAUUGUUCUCAUGAACCAGUUCAGGAUUGCACAAAUCUGAUCUGGUCCCUUACUCCCUUGCAACAAGUCUUGUUGAUCUGGUUAGAACCCUAUGUUCAUUUGCAAGGAAAAAAAUCAUAGGUGAAGCGAGCAAGGGAGCCGGACCCCCUUUUCAAAACAUGUAGCUGCUGUAAAAGGUAACCUAAGAUUUGUGGUCCAUUUUCAAUCCUUCCAGAAUAUAGAAGAAACUUUGUUUUGGAAAAGGAGCACAGACCUUGAAAAUCUUACAUCCUCUUGUAACACAAAAUGAGGCAUAACCCAUAACAGGGGUCCACAGUAUACAGAUGAUUAACAAGCUGAGCCUAACUCAGGAACAUCAACAAUGGUGCUGAAGGGAAGCCCUGGUCUUUCCUCAUUGUACUUCUUUACUGUCUCCCCCAAAGACUGCACAGAAGCCUUUGUUGAAGGGCUGUUUACAUUGUAUUUUGAAGUGGCAUGUAAUUAAUUACUCAGUGCUAAAGUUAAUGUAUUCAUGGCAAGUGUGAUUUUUAAAUGGAAGUUGUACAUUUCAAGAGGCAUUAAAU